Thlaspi arvense is the source of this 462-nucleotide messenger RNA. Lineage: Eukaryota; Viridiplantae; Streptophyta; Magnoliopsida; Brassicales; Brassicaceae. The record is from the annotation of a GenBank genome assembly.
AUGGCGAAUAGUAAUCUUCCCCGAAGAAUCAUCAAGGAAACUCAACGUCUACUAAGUGAACCGGCUCCUGGGAUAAGUGCCUCUCCAUCAGAGGAAAACAUGCGCUAUUUCAAUGUUAUGAUUCUUGGUCCUACACAAUCCCCUUAUGAAGGAGGAGUUUUCAAGUUGGAGCUCUUUUUGCCUGAAGAAUAUCCUAUGGCAGCUCCCAAGGUCAGGUUUCUCACCAAGAUAUACCAUCCUAACAUCGACAAGCUUGGAAGGAUCUGCCUUGACAUACUGAAAGACAAGUGGAGUCCUGCACUACAAAUACGAACUGUGCUCUUGAGUAUUCAAGCUCUUCUAAGUGCACCCAACCCAGAUGAUCCACUGUCUGAGAACAUAGCUAAACAUUGGAAGAGUAAUGAAGCCGAAGCUGUGGAGACAGCUAAGGAGUGGACUCGUCUAUAUGCAAGUGGUGCUUGA